AUGCCUAAAAAACAAAAUGUUACAAUACUGACCCGACUUCAAGAACAUCCAAAUACUUUUCGUGUUGAUAGUAAUGUUUUGAUAUGUGAAUACUGCAAUGAACCUGUGGAAUGGAAAUCGAAAUCGACGGUCGAUAAUCACUGCAAUAGCAAAAAGCAUAAAACAAAUAAAAAUAAUUUCGAGUCUCAAGAACAUGCCAAGAAGCAAGCAUCUAUUCAGGCUAGUUUCA
Dentiscutata heterogama is the source of this 229-nucleotide messenger RNA. NCBI's taxonomy places the organism in Eukaryota, Fungi, Glomeromycota, Glomeromycetes, Diversisporales, Gigasporaceae. The record is from the annotation of a GenBank genome assembly.